ACAUUCAACCUAUUAUGGGGAGCCGUGGUCGAUUUACGAAUAUCAUUUCAUUCGUUUCAGAACAACUUUAAAUUGAUCUCCAUUAUAUCCGUCGUUUAUCAAUGCUUGGCGUUCUGCUGUUGCCUGCCCAUGCCUGAAUCUCCAAGUUGGCUGCUACAGAAAGGCUAUGUGGAACGAGCUCGCAAGUCGCUCAAAUAUUUUCGAGGUCUCUCAAAAAAUGAUAACAACAUUUACGAGGAAUUCGAAACAGAGUUGGCGCUCAUCAAAAAGAACUCGGACAUCAGUCGGACAACCGCUGCCAAUGAAUCGCUUCUGCAGGCCAUACGCGCACCGGAGGUCUACAAACCAUUGAUCAUGAUGAUUGGCUUCUUUUUCUUCCAACAGUGCUCUGGCAUUGUUGUUGUGAUUGUAUUUGCGGCACAAAUUGCGACACGCGCUGGUGUCUCUGCCGAUCCGCUGCUGGUGGCUGUGUUCGUUGGUGUGGCACGUAUAAUCACCACAUUCUUCAUGGGCAUGAUUUUCGAAAAAUGGGGACGUCGACCAGCUGGUAUAUUCUCAGCAACAGGUAUGACUAUUUGCAUGUUGUUGCUUGCCGCUAAUGGAUGGUGGCCAGUUAUCGGCGAGCAAGUGCCAUUAUUGUCUGUCUUCGCCAUUGUGCUGCACAUAAUCUUCUCCACGAUGGGACUGCUGACUUUGCCAUUCUUCAUGAUCUCGGAGGUAUUUCCACAACGUGUACGUGGCAGCGCCAGUGGAUUUACUCUGUGCAUUGGUCUACUGUUCUCCUUUAGUGUAGUAAAACUGUAUCCUACCUUGGAAGUUUGGAUAGGCACCGCUAAUUGUUUCGCCUUCUUCGGAGGGAUUUCCUUAUUGGGAGCGGCGUUCAUUUAUUUUAUUGUGCCCGAGACAAAGGGUCGCACACUACUGGAGAUUGAGAACUACUUUCGAACUGGACGGAAGGUGAGCAAUGCAGAAGUUGCACGUCGGCAAUCACAAAUAGCGAUGGAAGAGGCGGCGGGAAUAUAUCGUUCCGAAUUGGAACUGAACGAAGUAUUCUUGAAACUAAGUAAAGUAGACGAAGAUGGAGAAAAGAAACUGGAUGACAAAGAGUGAUAGACUACUGUAGAAGUUAAGAAAAAUCGACGCCAAAGAUAUUUUGUCGAAUGUUUUAAAUAUGAGUUUAAUUCGCCAUAUUUUUUAUAAUAACUAUAAUUCAAGUAAAUAUGUUUAAAUAAUUAGACUGUGAUGUAAGUUUGUAAGGUCUAAAAGUAAAGAGAGACUAUAUAUUUACUAUGAAUAAAGAACCCAACACGGAAGUGUUGUAAUAUGAAAAUAUUAGCUCUAUA
Zeugodacus cucurbitae (melon fly) is the source of this 1343-nucleotide messenger RNA. RefSeq names its product facilitated trehalose transporter Tret1-like. The transcript has 2 exons. Lineage: Eukaryota; Metazoa; Arthropoda; Insecta; Diptera; Tephritidae. The annotation marks the transcript as partial. Gene Ontology annotation, biological process: transmembrane transport. Gene Ontology annotation, cellular component: membrane. The record is from RefSeq and is a predicted model, not a curated record. Gene Ontology annotation, molecular function: transmembrane transporter activity.